UCAGAGAUACACGAUGCCAGUAGGGACAGAAAAGCAUCGUGCAAUGGAAUUUCAAGAGGCGAAGAAUGGGAAAGAAGCUGUUUAUCUUCAUCUUGCUGGGGCUUCUUUUGAUCUCAUUAUUAUGUACGAUCAAAUGCCCAUCAUGACUGGAAUUCAGGCAACACAGCUGUUACGUAAGAUGGGUGUUAAGAGUCAAAUUGUAGGUGUCACUUCUGAGUCUGACCAACAAGCUUUCAUCGACGCUGGCCUCAACACCUGCAUUCGAAAGCCACGGAGUCUUGCAUAGAUCACUGCAUUCCAACAAGCGAAGAAGGACUGAUAGAUCACAAGCUUGAGACUUUCUGGGUCUCCUUGGUCUGUGUUAGGUCUUUUUUUCAUGGUCCUUUGAUGUAGAGUUGAACUCUACGGAUAAAGUUGUAAAAAAGAAUGAUACCUGCGCUUCAAGUUGAAUAAGGAAGUGUUGCUUGCAAUAGCUUAAGCAUAAAAAGGCUGCUAACACGUUCGCCUUCAGGUUUCUACACA
Molecule: messenger RNA, 522 nt
Organism: Populus nigra (black poplar)
Lineage: Eukaryota; Viridiplantae; Streptophyta; Magnoliopsida; Malpighiales; Salicaceae
Product: two-component response regulator ARR22-like
Exons: 2
Coding region: 14-286 (90 amino acids)
Biological process (GO): phosphorelay signal transduction system
Source: RefSeq, a predicted model, not a curated record